AUGUUUUGUUGGAUUAGAUUGGAAUACAUGUUCAACAGUGAUAAUAUUAAUGUAUCGGAUGUCGAUGACCACAAUUGGCAGGAUUUUCAGAAGCUGACUAAUGAAGUUCUGCAUUCCAACUAUCCAGAAGCAUUAUUCAAUGACUGUGGUGCUCGAAAACAUCUCAUUCAUUUCUCAAAGAUAGUUAAGGUAAAGGGAAACGUUAUAGCAGGUGCAAAGGCAUAUUCUGUUACUUCAUUGUCUGGUGUGAAGAACUCGACAUCGAAUAUUGUUCCGCUUGCUACCUAUAUAGAGACAAUUGUAGUUGACAAUCGCUACAGAGAUAAAGGGAUAGGAACUUAUCUUAUAGAACUGAUCGAACAAGAAAGUCAGAACUGCUUCACUCCAAAAAUAAUAUUACAUACACCUAAGAACAACACGAAAGUCAUAAAAUGGUACUUAAUGAAAGGUUAUAGAAUACAAAAUACUGUAGAAGGUUAUUAUAGCGCUACAGAGUUGGAUUCUAAAUACUCGCCUGACGCUUUCCUCUUGGAGAAGGAUCUUUAA
Molecule: messenger RNA, 546 nt
Organism: Maudiozyma barnettii
Lineage: Eukaryota; Fungi; Ascomycota; Saccharomycetes; Saccharomycetales; Saccharomycetaceae
Product: GNAT family N-acetyltransferase
Exons: 1
Coding region: 1-546 (181 amino acids)
Molecular function (GO): acyltransferase activity, transferring groups other than amino-acyl groups
Source: RefSeq, a predicted model, not a curated record